AGUAUUGCGUCAUACGGUUUUUGCCAAACCGUACUCCAUUUGCAAAAGGUUUUUUAUUGUUGGCGCACAUUACGCAAGAUCAACAGCUAGAGCUACAGCACAAGCGUGUGAAUCGAGGAAUGUAACAUAUAUUUUGACAUAAAUACACUCGCCAAGUACACAAGAUACAUUUGGUAUUAUCUGAAGAAGCGAUUCAAAGAGGACUGACUCCGAAGGGAGCAUUUAUCAUUCACGAAAAAAACACGAGAAACGUGCUAAGUGGAGACUGAAAUUAACAUAUCAUAAUGACAAUGGCAGAAAACGAAGGAACACGAGAUGAAAAAGAGCCCAUGAAUUGCAACUCGAAUACGGAUUCCUCAGGAGGAACAGAUCCAUUGCAAAUGAAAAAAGAAAUGGGACUCCUCCAAGGAGUCGCUAUAAUAGUUGGGACGAUCGUUGGAAGCGGCAUUUUUGUCUCCCCAAAAGGUGUACUGCAGUACGCGGGUUCGGUGGGAGCGUCCCUCGUGUUAUGGGCGGCGUGCGGUUUGAUUUCUUUGGUGGGAGCCAUGUGUUACGCUGAACUGGGAACGUUUAUUGUAAUCUCAGGCGCGGACUACGCAUAUAUCCGCCAUUCUUAUGGGGAUUUUGUAGGGUUUCUCUUCUUGUGGGUAAUGCUAAUUACCGUAUUUCCGACCACUAACACCAUCAUAGCACUGACGUUCGCUAACUACGUGAUCCAGCCUUUCUAUCCACACUGUCCGAACCCAGAACUCCCCAAACGACUCUUGGCUGCUGCAUGUUUGAGUUUGUUGACGUUUGUGAACUGUGCCAGUGUAAAAUGGGCUAACAAAGUCCAGGUGUUUUUCACCGCAGCCAAGCUGUUAGCCUUAGCUAUUAUCAUCAUCACAGGCAUUGUCAGGUUUGCCAUGGGACAUACAGAAAGUUUUGAGAAUGCCUUUGAAGGCUCCUCAGACCUAGCUGGAGACUACGGCUUAGCCUUCUUCUCUGGCUUCUUCUCAUAUACUGGAUGGAAUUAUUUGAACUUUGUAACUGAAGAAAUAAAGAACCCCAAUAAAAAUCUCCCCCGCUCCAUCUGGAUAUCUAUCCCUGUUGUCACUGGUUUCUAUAUCCUGGUUAACAUUGCCUAUUUUACCGUCUUAUCGCCAGCAGAGAUGUUAGCUUCUGAUGCCGUGGCUGUGACAUUUGCAGAGAAGAUGUUUGGUAUAAUGGCCUGGAUCAUGCCUGUCUUUGUGGCUUGUUCUUGUUUUGGUGGUUUGAAUGGAUGCAUUAUUGCUUCCUCCAGAUUAUUUUUCAUUGGUGGUAGGAAUGGCCACCUUCCUGACUUUUUGUCUCUUAUUAAUACUAAACAUUUUACCCCAGUGCCAGCACUGUUGUUCUCAUGUAUUCUGUCCCUGUUGAUGCUGGUUACCACUGAUGUGUACACAUUGAUCAGCUACAUGACCUUCAUAGAGGUUUUAAUUGUCUUCAUGUCUGUCACAGGACUGUUAUAUCUUAGAUACAGAGAACCAAAUGCAGUACGCCCAAUUAAGGUGUCACUGUGGAUCCCCAUCUCCUUUGUGCUGAUGUGUUUUGUCCUGCUGGUUCUACCUCUGAUCUUUGAGGCCAAGGAAUGUCUGAUAGGGAUUCUGAUCAUGUCCACUGGAAUCCCUGUCUACUGGCUUGGAGUGCUCUGGAAGAGAAAACCCAAAUCUUUCCUGAACUUAACAGCCUCUUUUACCAUUUUGGUACAAAAAAUGUUUAUGGCAGUACAAGAAGACGAAACUCCAGCGGAGGUGAAGUUUGAAUAAUUAUUUAUCCUGUUCGACCAAUUCAUCUGCAUAACACCGGAGAGGAAUAAUGGAACAUUUUCUAUCUAGCCCAGAUAGAGCAGCGUCAACCUGGAGGAAUAACUUUCAGUUUGGAUAUAAAUUUGAUAAAAACUCAUUUAUGUGAAAAAAAAAUUAACUGAAAAAAAGUUAGCAUUUAAAUGUUAAAUUGAUUAUUGCAUCCUAGGUUGCUUCAUCCUGCCUCUCUUGCCUUAGAUAAAGUGAAUGGGGAUAUCACUUAAAGGACAGGAAUGGGUGUUUUAAUAUGAUAUAUGAUUUUAAAAUGAUUUCUUUCACACAGGAGCAACGGAUAUUAUUACCCAAUGGAAAAUUUUUACUGCCAGUAAUUGAACACAGACCUCAAAUUUUAGAUUUUUUUACCAUAUGCAUAUUGUUUCUUUUUGUCUUAACUAGUUUGAUGAGUUGGUAAACUUUAUAGUUAAACGAAAGGAAAAAGCUAUUGCUUUUAUGCUUAAAAAAUCUGAGAAUUUGACAUCCGUCUUCUUAACAGUGAUGAUGGUAGCCAAUUGUGUCAAGCACAUAAAUAUUAUAUGAAAGCAAUGUGUCUGGUGUUGAGUCAACUUAAAAUAACUGACUCAAGAUUUACACAGGGUGAGCUUUGUUAAAUAGGGUUCUAACCAGUUUUAUUUAGUUCUAGAUCCAAACUUUUUGGUGGAAUUUUAGUCAUUUUUAUCCUCAAAGAGUUCCUGUGCAGGAUUGGAUUGAGCCCCGCCUGACAUAGUUUUCCAAAGUUUUUCUAAUGCCCAUUUACAUGAGUACUUUAUACGAAAAAAAAAAGGCAUUUUUACACUAACAUAAGGAUUAAUAUAAAAUCAGAUUGUAAAUUAUCUAUAUUUCUCAUUUAUCUAAUUAGUCAAAUUUUAAGGUGUUAUUUAUGGCAGCUGAGCUUUAUUUUCCAAAUAAUUGUUUACCUAAAUUUAUGGCAUUUUUAAAGUAUACAACAUUAUAAAACAUGUAUCAAGAAAAAUUAAACCAGAAAAAAAAA
This is a messenger RNA of Lingula anatina, 2811 nucleotides long. Its product is annotated as Y+L amino acid transporter 2. NCBI's taxonomy places the organism in Eukaryota, Metazoa, Brachiopoda, Lingulata, Lingulida, Lingulidae. Gene Ontology annotation, molecular function: L-amino acid transmembrane transporter activity. The record is from RefSeq and is a predicted model, not a curated record. Gene Ontology annotation, biological process: amino acid transmembrane transport. Gene Ontology annotation, cellular component: membrane.